Messenger RNA from Aspergillus ochraceoroseus IBT 24754, 1430 nucleotides. RefSeq names its product cytochrome P450. Bases 1 to 1140 code for a protein of 379 amino acids. The transcript is spliced from 3 exons. Gene Ontology annotation, molecular function: iron ion binding; oxidoreductase activity, acting on paired donors, with incorporation or reduction of molecular oxygen; heme binding. NCBI's taxonomy places the organism in Eukaryota, Fungi, Ascomycota, Eurotiomycetes, Eurotiales, Aspergillaceae. The record is from RefSeq and is a predicted model, not a curated record.
AUGAUUAAAUCGACCCAAAUAAAAACACUAGGCACAUAUAAAGGUGAGGGAAUCUUAUGCAAGCGCCAGCAUAUCUUCCCCGUGUGUGAAAAAUAUACUGACGUUUCUGGGAUAGAUUGGACGCCUGUGGAAAUAUACAAUUCUGUUCUACAAGUAGUUGGACCCUGUUCGGCCCGCGCCUUCCACGGGGAUAUCCCGAGUCAAAACCCCGAGUGGCUGGAGGUUACUACUGGGUACGUGGUGACGGUAUUCGACUCCAUCAAAGCACUGAAAAAAUGGCCACCUUACUUGCGACCGAUCGCCAACCGCCUACUGCCGUACCGUGCGAAAAUUGAUCACCAGUGGGCAAAGGCCCGAAAGAUUCUGGCAGCAUCACUGAAGCAAAAGGCCUCACUGGGUGGUAAAGCCAUCAAUGAGCCGCCGUCUUUAUUCGAUCAUUUGACAUCGGAAAAGUCCCCCGCUAGCAAAGAGAGCAUAGAUAAACAGCUAAUUUACCAGAUGACGCUGGUUGCUGUUGGCACCAUGUCUACUUUCUCGACUGUCGUGCAGUGUAUCUAUGAUCUUGCCGGGUUCCCUGACUUUAUCGCCGGUCUUCGUGAGGAAGCGCUCAGUUGCCCACGGGACGAAGAUGGGCUUUUCGAUAAAGAUUCUCUGAAUAGCCUGAAAAAGCUGGACAGCUUCAUCAAAGAGAGCCUGAGACUCUCGUCUGGAGAUCUGACCACUUUCCACCGUGCAGCAACAGCAGAUUUGACCCUUCCCGACGGAACUUUUAUCCCCAAAGGCACAAAGAUAGAAACCAACACGUGUGCCAUCCAUGCUGAUAACACGAAGUUUGAAAACGCAACAUCGUUUGACGGACUGAGAUUCUACAAGUACCGCCAAAAGCCUGCACAAGAGCACAAGCACACGCUUGUCGCCGUUACCCCUAACGAUCUGGCAUUUGGGUUCGGGAAACAUGCCUGCCCUGGCCGCUAUUUUAGCCAAAUAGUCAUUAAGAUCUUUCUGGCUGAAUUCCUGAUCAACUACGACGUGAAAUGUUUACCAGGACAAUCAAGGCCAAAAAAUUUGGAAUUUGAAGCCAUGGUUGAUCCGGACCCUGAGGCAAAGGUGAUGCUCAAAAGCAUAAACACGCACUCUUGAUGACAACUAAUCACCCAGAAAUACUUGGUUGCUCGUAAGUUGAGCCUGAAGGCGAGGAAUCAAUUUCCUGACCUUUGUACGGGGGUGUCGCGUUGAAGAUCCCAGUCCACAAACUGAGCACAGCAAGAAAGGAGUGUGAAUGAUGAAAAUGGACAAUCAACGAUAUUUGGUAUCCAGCAUUGAUCCUUAUUAAGUCAUAUUCAUAUACAUAGCCAGUCUGGAAUCUCCAGUUCCACACAUAGGGAGGGAUCUAUUCCCAACCCUAGAGCUGUGGCCCCAUCUGUGAAUUC